UAUUCCGGUUGUGGGAAGGGGUUUCGGUUAUAAUAAAAGACUCGAAGGGGAAUGUGAGGAAGAAACCCUAAAUCGCCAUGGAUAAGGAGAGAUACAGGAGCACCAGGGACGAUCGCGAUCGUGAUUCGAGUGCGGAUCGUUCGCCGGAACGCGAAGCCGGACGCCGCCAUCGCGAUGGCGAUUCGAAGCGUCGCGAUUCAGAUCACCACCGGUCAUCGAGGCGCGAGGAUAGGGAGGAUGAGAGAGAUAGAACUCGGGAGAGAAGGAGAUCUGUCGAGCGAAGCGAGAGGGAAGGGAGUAGAGAUAGGGAGAGGUCUCACGAAGGAAGUAAAGAUAAGGAAACGAGGAGCAAGAGGAAAGAGAGAGAGGAGGAGAACGGGAAUAAGGAAGGGAAGAAGAGAUCUAGGUUCUCUGAUGGGAGUGGUGGUGGUGGUGAGAGGAGAAGCAGGUUUGAGGAUGAGAGCAAAAAUGAUCAAGUGAGUGAGGGUUCUAGGGCUACGAACGCAGCUAGUGACGUCUCCACUGGCGUCACUUCGCAUAGUUCUUUAGCUUCGGAAACGUCUUUAGCCCCUAGUCAAACCCUGCUCACUAAGGUAUCUUCAAUAUCCACAACGGAUGAAAAUAAGAGUAUUGUCAGGUCUCAUGAGGUUCAUGGAAAAUCUAGUACAGAUGGAAGAACUUCCGGGCAAAGUAGUUCAAACUUGUCUCUUGAUGCAUUAGCUAAAGCUAAGAAAGCUAUUCAGCUUGGAAAGGGAUUAGCCGACAGGUUUAAGAAACUUUCUUCGGCGAAUCAAGGUAUUAAGUUGGCUUCAGAAGGUAGCCCACAUGCUAGAGUGCCACCAUCGACUACCACUCCUGCUGUCUCUGCAGGAACAUCUUCUGCUUCAGCAUUACCACAUGCUGUCUUGCCUGGCCUUGGGAAUAAGGUCAACAUUGAAGCUGUUAAGAGAGCUCAGGAGGUGGCAGCUAGGAUGGGGUACCGUCAGGAUCCAGAGUUUCCUACCAUUAUCAAUUAUCUUCUAGGACAGACACCUGCAGAGACGAUGGCUGUUCAACAGAAACCUGCAAAGGCUCCUGUUCUGCGUGUGGAUGCCCUUGGAAGGGAGAUAGAUGAACAUGGAAAUGUGAUUAGCGUGACUAAGCCAAGCAAUCUUAGUACAUUAAAGGUUAAUAUCAACAAACAGAAGAAAGAUGCCUUUCAGAUUCUUAAACCUCAACUGGAAGUAAAUCCAGAAGAAAACCCCCACUUUGAUCCGAGGAUGGGGAUUGACAAAAACAAGAUUUUGAGACCCAAGCGUAUGAGUUUUCAGUUUGUUGAGGAAGGUAAAUGGACAAGAGAUGCUGAGAGUUUGAAGUUGAGGAGUCAAUUUGGUGAAGCAAAAGCAAGAGAGCUGAAGGUGAAGCAAGCGCAUCUGGCUAAGGCCAGGGAUGAUAUAAAUCCAAAUUUGAUCGAGGUAUCAGAACGUGCCCCGAGAAAAGAGAAGCCCAAGGAGAUAAUCCCAGAUGUUGAGUGGUGGGAUGCAGCUGUCCUCACAAAUGGCGUGUAUGGCGACAUAGCUGAUGGUACCAUUACCGAUAGCGAUCUGAAGACAGAAAAACUAACACAUUACAUAGAGCAUCCACGUCCCAUAGAGCCACCUGCAGAGGCAGCGCCUCCACCACCCCAGCCUCUUAAACUGACAAAGAGGGAGCAGAAGAAACUUCGAACCCAGAGGCGUCUGGCAAAAGAAAAGGAGAAACAGGAGAUGAUCAGACAAGGGUUGCUUGAACCACCAAAAGCAAAGGUGAAAAUGAGCAAUCUGAUGAAGGUUCUUGGGUCUGAAGCAACGCAAGACCCAACCAAGCUUGAGAAGGAGAUCCGCACAGCAGCAGCCGAACGUGAACAGGCUCACACGGACAGGAACGCAGCACGGAAGCUAACACCUGCAGAGAAACGUGAGAAGAAAGAGAGGAAGCUUUUCGAUGAUCCAACAACGAUCGAGACAAUAGUGUCGGUGUACAAGAUCAACAAGCUCUCUCAUCCUAAGACGAGAUUCAAGGUGGAGAUGAACGCUAGGGAGAACAGAUUAACCGGGUGUAGCGUGAUGACAGAUGAAAUGAGUGUGGUGGUGGUGGAGGGUAAGAGCAAAGCCAUAAAGAGAUACGGGAAACUGAUGCUGAGGCGGAUAAACUGGGCAGAAGCAGUGAAGAAGGAUGAGAAGGAAGGAGAGGAAGAAAACGAUGACGAAGAAGAGAAUGGUGGAAACAACAAGUGCUGGUUAGUUUGGCAAGGAAGCGUUGGGAAACCGAGUUUUCAUAGGUUUCUUGUACAAGAGUGCUUAACUGAAUCUGCUGCCAAAAAAGUUUUCACGGAUGCUGGUGUCGCUCACUACUGGGACCUCGCGGUCAACUACACAGAAGACUAAAUCUUUCCUUCCUCCACUUCCUAUUCUGUCAGUUGCUAUAAUGUCUCAUACUUAUCAAUCAUCUCCUUUAAAACGCUUCAACUGUUGAACAAUGUUAUGGGUCUUUCCAGGAGUCAUUUACGGUUCUCUGAACAAGUGUUGUGUUUUGCUUCUUGUCGUGUUGGUGUUUUCACUUUUGAACAAGAAUUUGAUCUGUAUUUGUGCUUAGGUAAUCUUGGUAAAAUGUUCUGAAAUG
This is a messenger RNA of Brassica rapa (field mustard), 2640 nucleotides long. RefSeq names its product protein RDM16. The record is from RefSeq and is a predicted model, not a curated record. NCBI's taxonomy places the organism in Eukaryota, Viridiplantae, Streptophyta, Magnoliopsida, Brassicales, Brassicaceae. Gene Ontology annotation, cellular component: U4/U6 x U5 tri-snRNP complex. Gene Ontology annotation, biological process: mRNA splicing, via spliceosome.